GCCCAGCGUCUCCACCCUUCCUUUCUCUCCUUUCUCUCUUCCCCGCACACUCUUGUCCAUAUCCUGACAACCCGCACGCAGCAGCCGCGAGCGUCCAGUCCUCUCGCAAUCUUUGUACAAAGGAUCGCGCGCUGUGAGCUAGGGAGCAUCCCCAGCACCAUCCGCCGGAUCACCCACCCACCUCCAACGCCCACCACCUCCUCGCUUUUGUGUCGCCCUACCGUCCUCCCCUCCUCCCCUCGUCCCGCAUUCAUACCCUUCUACAUCAUCCAAAAUGUCCUCCCGACCGAAACAGUCCAUGUCCGAGCUCAAGCUUCGCCGACUACUCGAACACAACCAGCGUCUGCGAGAGGACCUCGCGCGCCCGCGCAUACGCGUGAGCGAGGCCAGCGCCAGCCUCAUCCGGUAUUGCAAGACAACGAAAGACCACCUGGUGCCAUCCGUUUGGGGACCCGUGGGUAAAAACGAGGAUCCAUACGCGCCACAGACGAGUGGAGGAUGCUGUCUCGUUCAAUGAUUCCCCUCCCUCCCUCGUCUUGUUUCUCUAUCCUCCACAGUCCACAGUGUCCCGCAUACCAUUCAUGCUCAUCGCACCGCCGAUACCUCCCCUAUCAGCUCGCUCGCUCGCUCGUUCUUCUCGCACCGACUCUCGCUUCGUCCCUCUCCCUUUUCUUAUAUUCCCCUGCCUCCGCCUCAGUUUCUCCUCCUUGCUUCUAUGAUUUUCUAACCGGCCUCGUCUUUCUCUGUGCAUUCAUAUAUACUCUGUCUUUCACAUACGUACAACCCAUCUAUCUAUCGAUCGAUCUAUCUCUUAUUACCCCUACGGCUCCCGCCCGUCUGCUUGGUUAUCCCUCCGUCCGUGCGAGGACCGUGUGGGUGACGUCCCGUUCUAUCUCUGGCUCCUCCGCCGAUCCCCCUACGUGUUUGGAUCGUGUGCGGAGUCGAGUCAUCUGGGAUGGGAGGUAGGGAGUGGAAGGUAGCAAGAAAGAGGGGAAGGGGCGACCGUGGCUGCCGACGUCGUUUGUGUAUAUAUCAAAGGAGGACGCCGUGACAUAUAGGAUUGGAUUUCUUGUUGUUGCGCUCGCUUGGCGGCCUCGAUCUUGAUGCGACGCGCGCGGGUGGUUGACAGGAACAUACGCGCAAGCACGCUCCCUGGGUAGGAAGCCGGAGUGGUGUGGAUGUAGGGGUGGAUCCACUUGGACCCACUGCGCCGUAACUGUCGCCUAUGAUUGCAUUGCGUUCCAAAUAGUAGUUAUUUAUAUGUUCAUUUUGAUCCUCUUCCAUCCGUUCCACCCAACUAUCAUCUUGACGCACCUUCUCUCGAUACUCCAGCUUUAUAUAUAGGCCUUUGCUCGAGUCGUUUACGUGCUGCUGCACCUCUUUCCAUUCCGUCUUUGUAAUUGUCUCGCUCUCGACCUAAAUCCGGUUUGGCCAGCCCCU
Messenger RNA from Heterobasidion irregulare TC 32-1, 1440 nucleotides. RefSeq lists its product as uncharacterized. The coding region runs from base 499 to 966 and encodes 155 amino acids. The record is from RefSeq and is a predicted model, not a curated record. The transcript has 3 exons. Lineage: Eukaryota; Fungi; Basidiomycota; Agaricomycetes; Russulales; Bondarzewiaceae.